AUGCGGACCCCACGGAUCGUGAUCCUUGUGUUCUGCAUCUCCUCGACGCUCUUCCUCCUCUUCCGCUCGGCGACAGCGUCCAGACACGCCGCAUCGUCUCGGUACCCCACUGAGAGCCGACCCAACAGAUCGAUCUGGGGACUCAUCUUCUACAACACGCCCUUCUCGCUGUUUCCGCCCAACGCCGCCAUCAGCCUGACCGAUGACAACAGCACCUCUUUUGCGGCUCGGCCUGCAGCGUUCGGGCCCAGUCUAUCGCCGGGCGGUCUGAGCGGGCAGCUGUGGGUUGGGAGCGGCUUUGCUGAAGACAGCUUCGACGUCAACGGGGAGCUCGGCUGCAGCGACAUUCCUGGCUGGGACGGCGCAGACGCAAAACAUGCGCUGAAGCAAAGCGUUCGCGGAGCUGCCUUACGCGCCGAUGCCUUCAAAUCCACACGCCAUCCCCGGGCGCAUGAUGAUCUUCUAAGUCUAGACAAGCCAGCUUCAGAUGCAGGGGCAGGCCUUGACCUGAAGAUUCCUACUGACGAUGGCACCGACAACCACCUUCACGUCAGAUUUAGCAGCGCCCUCCCUCGACAAGACGCCUCUGCAUCCUCCCACGCCGAUAUCCAAUCGAUCCAAGAAGGAGCUGAGAUCAAGGGAAAGAUUGUUCUAUUAAUGCGCGGAGGAUGUGGAUUCUUAGAAAAGGUGAUGUGGGCGCAGCGCAGAGGUGCCAUUGGCGUCAUCGUGGGCGACAACGUCAAGGGGGGACCGCUGAUCCAAAUGUUUGCCCACGGCGACGAGGUCGACAACGUGACCAUUCCGUCAGUCUUUACCGCUCGGACGACCGCACAACUGCUGUCUUCGUUGACGCAGCCUGGCAGUUUUAUCGAAGACACCCUCGACGACAAUGGAAACCCUGUGCUGAAAGUCCAACAGGGCUCCAGAGCAAGAAAGAGCAAGAGCUCGGGUUCGAAGACUGCUCGGUCGAAGAAGUCAAAGAGAUUGGCCAAGGAAAAUCGGUUUACAAAGCGAAAAGAAGUUGAAGAUAAGCCCGGUUGGUUUUCACGCUUUUUCAAAUGGGGCACAUCAUCUCGCGGCGUCCACAGUGAAAGCCGGCCACCUAGCAGCGGCCAAAUAGACUGGAUGGUGGUCGAGGAUCGAGUUGACGAGAAAGACAGCGUUACAGGACCCAGCCUAACCAAACAAAAGAAGCAACCGAAGCAACCGAAAGCAGGAAGUGACGACUUCGUUAUCGGAGUUCAAGACUGGCGGGACCCGGAUGUUUUAAGCAAUGUCAAGGCACCGGCCUCUUCUGCUACUGGUGUCUCUGACAAGGCGACGAGCCCCGACGAGCCCAAGGGUGGAAGCAUUACUCCAAGCAGCGGCGAGUAUAAGCUCCGUAAGGUGUCUGAAGCUGAAACCGAGUCUACCUCGGCCUUUGAGCUCAGAGGAGUCGCGCCAUCCGGCAAGGGCAAGGGCCUCAUCUCUCGAAUCUUUGGCGACGAUGAUGACGAAGUAGACGAGGCUCUUGAGCUUGACAAUGAUGACGAUGAGGAUGACAUUCUAGACGAGGACGAGGAUCCUGUGCAUCACGAGGGUCUCUGGGUCACCAUCACGCCGACCAGUAGCGCCAGUCCGUUCUUCGAUACCCUCCUUGUCCUUGUAAUCAGCCCCUUGGUGACACUUUCCAUCGUAUAUGCUCUCCUGGUUUUGCGUGCAAGAAUCCGAAGGAGAAGAUGGCGAGCACCCAAGUCUGUGGUCGAGCGACUGCCCGUCAGAACCUACCACACCGUCGCACGCUCCCCCAGCAUGUCACCCAGAGUCCCCUCUCCCUCAGGCGCAACAGCAACCACACCGCUACUGCAGUCCAACCCCAGACCCAGCAGACCACGACCUCGAUCCAGGACCGCCAGUGGAGCUUUGGAGAGCGCAAAUUUUCACACUCCAGCUUCCAGCAGCUUGUCUGCGCUACAGACGAAUCAUCGUGCUGGCCGUUCGGGCCACCACAGAGGAGCCAUCUCAGGGGAAUGGAGGAAGUACAUGGGAAGACAGGUAGAGUGCGUCGUCUGCCUAGAGGAAUAUGUCGAUGGCGUGAGUAGGGUGAUGAGGCUUCCUUGCGGCCAUGAAUUCCACGCCGACUGCAUCACUCCAUGGUUGACUACCCGUCGACGAACAUGUCCAAUCUGCAAGGGAGACGUUGUCCGUUCCAUGGGUCGCAGCUCGUGGACCAACCCUAGAUAUGAACCGUACCAUGACGAUGGCGAC
Trichoderma atroviride IMI 206040 is the source of this 2247-nucleotide messenger RNA. RefSeq lists its product as uncharacterized. The record is from RefSeq and is a predicted model, not a curated record. NCBI's taxonomy places the organism in Eukaryota, Fungi, Ascomycota, Sordariomycetes, Hypocreales, Hypocreaceae. Gene Ontology annotation, molecular function: ubiquitin protein ligase activity; zinc ion binding. Gene Ontology annotation, biological process: ubiquitin-dependent protein catabolic process.